Molecule: messenger RNA, 3481 nt
Organism: Varanus komodoensis (Komodo dragon)
Lineage: Eukaryota; Metazoa; Chordata; Lepidosauria; Squamata; Varanidae
Gene: ABHD10
Product: abhydrolase domain containing 10, depalmitoylase
Exons: 5
Coding region: 44-907 (287 amino acids)
Biological process (GO): protein depalmitoylation
Cellular component (GO): mitochondrion
Molecular function (GO): hydrolase activity, hydrolyzing O-glycosyl compounds; palmitoyl-(protein) hydrolase activity
Source: RefSeq, a predicted model, not a curated record
CGGGUCGCUCACUGGCGGCGGGCUGCUCCGAGGCUGGGCGGGCAUGGCUGCGGCGAAAGUCCUGUGGCGGUGGCAGAGGCUAAGCUGGGAAGCAACCGUGGCCCGGAGGACGGCGCUGGGCUUCCCUCAGUUGUUGGGUUGUAGACAAAAAUCAUCACACAGUUUCCUUAACCGAACUGAUAAUCCGAAUCUAGCUUAUCAUAGGCUAAAAGGCAAAAAUCCUGGAGUUGUAUUCCUUCCAGGUCUUUUCUCAAAUAUGAAUGGUGAUAAGGCGCUUGCACUGGAAGACUACUGCAAAUCAGUUGGUCAUGCUUUUGUAAGGUUUGAUUAUAGAGGUUGUGGAAGUUCAGAAGGCAAUAUUAAAGAGAGUACAUUGGGAAAGUGGCGGAAGGAUGUUCUUUCUAUACUAGAUGAACUCACACAAGGACCACAGAUUUUAGUUGGUUCCAGCUUGGGUGGAUGGCUGAUGCUUCAUGCUGCAAUUGCACGUCCAGAAAAGGUGGCUGCACUAGUUGGAAUAGCAGUCGCCGCAGAUUAUCUUGUAGCGACUUAUCAACAGCUUCCUGUAGAGACCAAAAAAGAAAUAGAAGAAAAGGGUGAAUGGAGGCUGCCAACCAGGCACAACAAAGAAGGAUUUUACUCUCUGCCAUAUGAACUCAUUCAUGAAGCAGAAAAUCACUGUGUCUUGAGUAGCCCUCUUCCCAUAAAAUGCCCAGUGAGACUCAUCCAUGGGAUUAAAGAUGAAGAUAUCCCAUGGCAGAUUUCAAUGAAGGUUGCCGAGAAUGUUGUCAGUGGAGAUGUGGAUAUUAUUCUCCGCAAAGGUGGCCAACAUCGACUGAAUGAGAAGGAUGAUAUCAGACUCAUGAUAUAUACUGUGGAAGACUUGAUUGAGCAGUUGAGCACCUAGUCUGAAUUUCAUGGGGACAGGAGCAGAAGACAUCUUAAAAGAAAAAAACUAAUUUCAAAGGUUCAGCUAGAAAGACCUGGAGAUUUACAAUUAUCUUCUUACCUUUUCACUCUUGGUGGGGACAGGCAGUAAAUACAGCUAUUUUCUUGAAGCUGUAUUUGCACAGACAAUACAAUGUGAAUAAAAUGCUGCUGUUAAAACCCUUGUGCCCUACUCAGAUUACCACUGACCUUUAUGCAAUGUGCAUUUCUCCUAUUCUCACUCCUGAGUAUAUUAUAUAAGUACAUUUGUGCCAAUAAUUACUACUCAUCUUGUAGUCUAGUGUGACUUUUCAUUCAUUUUUACACUUUAAAUAAAUAUGCAUUAGAACACUUUUUCACAUAAGUUGUGAAAUGUAACUUAAUAGUCUCUGGAAUAUGCCUGAAAUACUCAUAUGUUACUUCUAGUAUGAACCAGUAGUUGGCUUUCUCAGUGCCGAAUGAUACUGAAAGUUAGGGGACAUACAUGUUUCCUCCUGAAUUACCUAAAAUAGCUUGAAUUAUUUAUGUUUCCUGUGCAUGAGUUAAUAGGCUACUAGAACUGUUCAUUAUAAUAUUUUAGACCCAGGUUUCACCAAAGGAAAAACAAAAAUCCAUCACUUAAUGCACAUUUGUAUACCAAAGAAUGAGUCUUUCUAUAUCACUUAUCAGACAUCUAAACACAGGAAAUGGCUUUAGUCUGGAUCUGUUUCGUGCUUGAUAUGGCCAGGCCCACCAACAUAAAAUAUUAGAUGUAUCGCAGCAGUAUUGGCGGGAAAGGGGAGACAUUCUGGGGAGACAAGAUUGCAGAGCAGAAGGAAGGAUUAAACCAGCAUGCUGUGGUCGUAAUCCAGUUUGGCUGUGUCCUACUUGGUUUUAAUUAGUGGAAAAAAAUGUCACUGCAAGUAACAUAUUUACUGUUGUAUGUAUUUAGAGCCUUGUCUCACAGAGUAGAAUUAGGCCAUAAGUAUGGAAACACAUCAGUGGUUCUGUUCAAGACUGCUAUUUAUUUUGGUUCUAUAAACUUGCAGUGAUGGAUUGCCUAAGAAGAUCAUAUUUGCAAAGUGGACUGCUGCAUAUUCCUCAAUCCUGAUUUAUCUUGUGAUUGCAGUUGUCAGUGAUGAAGAUCCUGAAGCUUUUUCUUAUAUACUGGCAUGGCUUGGCAUAAAAAAUUUCAUUGCUAUAUUUAAGAAAUGCUACUUUAAACUUAAAAGAUUAUUACUAUAAAAAUUUGUUCUGCAUGUAGCCUUGAAGAGGGUUUUCUAGGGUUAGCAUUUCUCAGUACGAGUUUUUCAUAUGAUGAGGAAACAAAUCUGAUGACAUUACAGCUCAAAAAAGUUCAACUAUAAGUCACUGAAUCAAUUUCUGCUGUGCAAAUGAGGCAGGCCUACAACACCCAGUCUGGAGCAUGUUGAAUGUUGCAGGCCCUUUUUCCCCGCCUAAAUAUGCAUAGAUUAUACCUUAGGUAUUUCAUUUAUUGCAAAAAGCUCUAGAUGGUAAGCCAUGUUACUCUGUGAUGAGAAGUCUGCUUUUUGUCAAUGCUUUACCAUACCUGGUGUUAUCAGAUGCUUAACCUCCAGGAAAUCGCUCUCAGUAGGUGCUAUUCCCAUUGAGACUUCCCAGCAAUUGGGAAUCUAGUGCCUUAAAUGGAUUCUCAGCACUUAGUAUUUCACAGCUCUAGGGAAAAGGCUGCCUUUAAUUGUAAGUUUCUAAAUGUGGUUUAACAACAUGAAGAAACAUGAUGUUGCAUGUCUACACAGGCCUGGAUGACCUGAGUGUGCUCCUGCUGAAUAGUGUCAGCACAAGUCUGUGUUGCACCUGCAGUCCUUUGGAUUGCAGCAUGACAGGAGAUACUAUUGUGGAUGCUGCUUGACUGAUUCUGUGUCAUGAGUUCAGUUGUGCUGAGUAUUGCAUAAUAAAGCUCUUCUCGGAUGCUGUAUUUCUGAGAAUUCACAAGGAAGGCUGUGUUAAUGAGUAAGCAGCGCUUCUGGUAAAAACUGUAACUGUUCCAGAUUCCGAACACUGGGUUAUAGACUGCCCAAUAGGCUUCUCUGUGUACUGCAGAGAUACAGAAAGGAGCUGAUAAAUCAUAGUAAUUAUACUUGAUUAUGCACUUUUAAGGGGAGAUCUGUCUAUGUAAAUCUAGGAAGAAUCUAGUAUCUUUUGCAUGCAGAUACCAAACAGGUCCACAAUCUGAUUCACUUUCCUCUGAGCAUUCAGUCUCCUGUCUGAGACUGUCUACUGUUACUCCUUCAUACAAUUCUCUCAUCAGAAAAUUGAGCAAAGAGAACUGCUGUGCAAAAAAGGCAAUGACAAAGUACAGUUUUCUUAAAUAUGCAAAAUAGUGCCCUAAAAGAAAUGUCUGUCUUAUCCAAGUAAAUGCAGAGUAGAUGUUAAGAAUUUGAAAAUAACUGUCUGCAUGUGUUUGAAAAGAAUGAAAUGGCUGUACAUAAAUUGUACGUGACCUGAACUGCAGUGACAAAAAGUAAGUUUCCCUCUUUUUGUACAAUUUUCAGACUUCUUAUUACCCUUAAUAAAGAGAUGUUGUCCCAAAGUA